CGAGCCCUGAGUCCUGAGUCCCGAGUCCCGAUCGCCCGAGUCCCUCAGCGAGCCUCCGGUGAGCUCGACAUUCCGGUUUUCCAGCCCUUCAGCCCUCGCGAUUCGCGAUUAGCCCUAUCAGCCGCACCGAGCCCCUCCCCCCUUGAGAAACCACCUUACAAUAUGAACCAGGAGAUUAGCCCUCGGCGAGCGCAAAUGAAAGGGGAAUCUCCAGAGCACAGAAAACGUGCGCAGAAGCGGACCGAGAACUGGAUGGCGCAAUGCUGCCGCGGAAUGAGCUUGGCCCGCAUUGGAAAAAUAGCGCUCCUCUUAUGCGGCCUCAUAUUCACGUGGAGAACUUCGAUACUGAUGGCGCAAGGGCAACAAACUGCCGCCGAGGAUUUUUGCGCAGAGCUAAGCCGUGCGACAAACUUCUUCGGCGAGUUCAACGAGGCCUCCGCAGAAGCUGAGGCGAUCGAGCACAUCAAAGCCUUGAGCAAAGAGUUUGCGGCACUCGCCGACAUUCUGAACCUCACGGUGCAUAGGACUUGAAGGAAAACCCGCAGAUCAGGCUUCGACACUGCAUCGAAAAUUCAAUGAUAAGCUCACUGAUCGGAAAGUGUGUACAGGUACAGAAGUACACACUGACCUUUUUUAGAAAAACUGAUUUCGUCGGGAGCCGAGUGAAUUGAAGCGAAUGUUCCCUGAAGAGCCGCAGUCCCUAGUUCGUAGGUAGAAGAAUCGCCGCUCUGCUGAGCUUGAUAAUAAUAUGACUUUCGUAUACUCUCCAGCAAAUAAAGUCCCUCAAUG
Molecule: messenger RNA, 789 nt
Organism: Galendromus occidentalis (western predatory mite)
Lineage: Eukaryota; Metazoa; Arthropoda; Arachnida; Mesostigmata; Phytoseiidae
Exons: 2
Coding region: 163-531 (122 amino acids)
Source: RefSeq, a predicted model, not a curated record